CCAUGUCGACGCCGCCGCCAGCAAGUCCACCACCCCCCUCCAGUUCACGCUUCGCAGUGUACAGACAAGCUCUGCAAGCAAUCUCGGCGCGCACGGGCACAGCGCUUCCCUCGCUCGUCGUCUCCUUCGGCAUCGUGCACGAAUUCACCGCGCUAGUGCCCACCGUCGGUUUCUUCUUCGGCGCACGCGCCCUCGGGGUAGGUGAGCGCGUCGUACAGGCGGUCGCGGCGGAAACGGAAGGCGAGCCCGGCUGGGCAAAGCAGAAGGCACGCGUGUGGCUAGACGAGGGCGGGCAGUGGGCGCAGCGCGUCGGGCGGCGGUACGGCGUAUUUGGUUACGAGAAGCGCGAACGAGGCAAGGAUGGGGACGCUGCUGCGGGUGUGCAAGAGCCCAAGGAGACUGAGGUCGCGACAAGGCUUGCCGGGGACGCUGCGAAUGCGAUUCUCGCGUAUGGGUUGACCAAGGCAUUGCUGCCGGUUCGAAUCGGGCUCUCGCUGUACCUGGCUCCGGCCUUUGCGAGGAGAGUUGUGGAUCCCAUACGCUUGAGUAUCAUGCGUCCAUUCCGGAGGUCGUAGUGGUUGUUUCAGAGCUGUGUAGCUCAAUGACGGAUCUAAAAUAAUGAUAAAAAGGCGAGACGGAUGACAUUCGUGA
Molecule: messenger RNA, 651 nt
Organism: Phanerochaete carnosa HHB-10118-sp
Lineage: Eukaryota; Fungi; Basidiomycota; Agaricomycetes; Polyporales; Phanerochaetaceae
Exons: 2
Cellular component (GO): mitochondrion
Source: RefSeq, a predicted model, not a curated record